This is a messenger RNA of Seminavis robusta, 1230 nucleotides long. Lineage: Eukaryota; Bacillariophyta; Bacillariophyceae; Naviculales; Naviculaceae. The record is from the annotation of a GenBank genome assembly.
AUGAACGAGACAGAGACAGCUACUCCCUUGUUGCUGGCAUCCCAGCCACGAAAGAGUAGACGAUGUUUGCCCAGCAUCGGACGAGUUGCCACGACCACACGGCUUCACAGUGUCAAGCUCUUCGCUUCCCGUCUUGGCGGCAAUUCUUCUGUCGCCAGCGCCAGCACCACCUCCACCUCCAGCAAGAUCCAGAUCCAGCUCAACCCCCAGAGGCGCUAUCAGGUCCUUCAGUCGGCAGCCGAUUCUCAAAAACUCGAAGAAAGGAGAAGGAAGACUGGUCAAAAGAUCAAGCAAUUCUUGCUCAGUGCCGACGAUACCGAUCCUUUUCUUCGUGGGGGACAACAAGAACCCACCAUCGAGGACAAGCUGAAACAAGGCGACGUUGAAGCCUCACAAAGCGUAGAACCAGAAGAAGAGCUGCAAGAUGUCACAAAUUCAUCUAUUAAUACCACCGCCACGGACUCAUGCAGCGACUCCUCCUUUACCUCUCUGCGCAGCAAUGACGGCGACGAUACCGGUAGCGAGGAGUCGUGGGAGUCGCACUCGCAGAACCAAGACAAGGAUGAACAGCAGGCCACACCUGAUAGAGUGGUUCAAGGGUCGGGCGUCAUCGUAGAGGACCAUGGUGAACCUUGGGAGGCAUCCUUUGAGCACGACGAACUCACGACUGCGUUUGUCCAAGAGGAUGAUGACAAUGACAAGAAGUACACCGAAAGCAAUCGAGCAGAAAGCCACGAAGGCAAUGCUGCAGCUGCACCUGAUAUGGCCGAACCUGCCACCGAGGAAGAAUACGAGGAAGCGGACCUCACGGAAGAUCUGCAGCCAACGACUACGAGGGCAAUCCGAGCCUCGCGCACACCUGUACUACGACCACGUCCCACCGUACGCCUCAACUUGGGUCGUCGUCGCAACUGGAAAUAUGUGCAAAGCCAUGGAGAGAUCCAGGAAUGGCACCAGCUGAUGCAAUGGAUGGCAAAACGCAAGAAAUCCCUGCAAGAUCAAAGAAAGACACUCCAUACAUUGCGAAAGACAUGCCGGAUGCUUGACAAACCAGUACGGCGAGGAUUCGUGGCCUCCUUCGAAUCCAAUCGCGACAACAUCAUGUUCAGCAUCAUUCACGAAGAACAGGAAGACCAAAACCAAAUCGUGUCCUCAGUGGUUGUCGAGGGAGAGGAAGAAGACGACUGGCUCGACGAAUGCUUGAAAGGUACAAAUGAAGUUGAAGCGUAG